Messenger RNA from Triplophysa rosa, 1969 nucleotides. It is a transcript of the gene vhll, whose product is annotated as von Hippel-Lindau tumor suppressor like. Lineage: Eukaryota; Metazoa; Chordata; Actinopteri; Cypriniformes; Nemacheilidae. Bases 47 to 532 code for a protein of 161 amino acids. The record is from RefSeq and is a predicted model, not a curated record. The transcript has 3 exons.
AACACCGCCCCCUACAGUUCAGGAGAAGGCAACGCGUUGCAGCGCCAUGGCUGAACAGGAAGCACCAGCGCCUCUGAAAUCGCUCGAUUCUCAUGAUCCGACAUAUGUCGCUUUUGUCAAUAAAUCCAACGAGAAUGCCGAAGCGUAUUGGUUAAAUUUUUCGGGGAUCCCAGUGUCUUACGGUGCCAUAAACCCCGGAAACGCUUUGCAAAUGAACACGUAUAUAACCCACCCGUGGGUCUUUAGAGCAUCCGACGGCUUUCAACUGCUUGCAAACCUAAGUGAAGUUUAUUUUCCUGAAGUUGGGGAUUAUGAGGAGGACGGAUCCCCGUUGUACAAACUUGUGGAUGUAACCGCCCCAGUAUACUCGUUACAAGAGUCCUGUACGCGUCGGAUCCGAAAAAUGGUGCGAAAAGAAGACGUCAACAAACUGGAAAUCGCCGCGUGUUUGAAAAAGGAGAUCAGCCGACCACCGAAUCUACGGAGAGACUUGGAAGUUUUAGCCGCGCGGAGAGCAACGAAUGGUUCAUAGUGACAUUUCUCUCUUAUUUAUCAAACUGCAAGCCAAAGUAACUUUUUUUUCAGCAGGGAUGAGAGUCUGAAGAAGUGACCGGUGUUAAAGAAGUUGAAAUGUGAAGUAUGUCAUUCAGCCGGUUGUUAAAGAGAUAGUUCACCCCAAAAUAAAAAUGCUUUCAUCUUCUGUCAAUUCUGUUACUCACCCUUAAAUUAUUCCAAAUCUGUAUACAUUUCUAUGUUCUGAUGGACACGGAGAAAGAUAUUAGGAAGAGUGGCUGUAACCAAAUAGUUCUUGGCCACUACUGACCACCAUAGUAGGAAAAAUGACAAUUGUAGUCAAUAGUGCCCCAGAACUGUUUGCUUGUUUACAUUCUUCAAAAUAUCUUCUGUUGUGUUAAACAGAACAAAGACAUUUAUAAAGCAAUGGGGUAUAUUGCACACGAAGCGAGAACGCAUGUGUGCUAGAAUCUUACUCUGUCGCUUUAAGAUGCACAUAGGAUUACAGAGUCUAUUUAUCCAAACGCUACAUUGUAAAUCGACAACCAAAAAGGAGAUGUGCUUCAGGCUAUCCGUUUCAAGCUACAUUCACAAAUAUAAAAAAAGCUAAGUAAACUUUUGCACUUACUUGAGGCAUGAUCACAAAGGCAUAUAGCAAUGUUCAGCCAUAGUGUUGUCGAUUUUCUGGAAUUUGAACGUUUUCUUGCUAGACACAUCGAUAUCACUUGAUGAAAAAUUACCUCAGCGCAAUGAGAGUGGAAGUGGCUUAGCUGGCUGAGAUUUCAGCGGAAAUACGUCAUCGCCCCGAAUGCAUAUACCCCACUAUGGUAGUCAAUCGUGGCUGAGAACUGUUUGGGUUCAAGCAUUCUUCCAAAUAUCUUUCUCCGUUAUCCGAACAUUUUGGGGUAAACUGUUCCUUUAAAGAUGGGAAAACACAGGCAGUUUCUGCAAAUCUCAUAUUAACCUUGAGGACCAUGAAGUAUGCAAUACUACUGUAUCUUUGAAGAGUAUUUAGUUUGAUCAAAUUUAUAAAAGAGAUUAUCCCUUCGUGUUGUUUACAAUAUGCACGCACACGCCGAUUGCCAACAAAACACAGACAUAUGACUCAGUUUGGGACCGCGCCAUCUAUCAGUUUCAAACUAUCUCCAAAUCCAGCGUUAUAUCCACAGUUCAUAUAACAUUCAUCACCAAAAUGCAGUGAGCAAACAAACACCGCUAAACUUCUGUCAGCCGAGUGAAGCGCUAUUGAUGGGCGUGCUGCUCUUUCUCACGCUAGCGCGUGGUCUUUCGCUCGGUAGAUGACGCGUGGGCCUGCUUUUCUGAGAGAGUGGCCAAUAAAAGGGAAUAGCAUCCCUGUUACGAAACAGGGAUCCAGAAAAACUUUCCGAAGCAAGUUGGAGUGCUGGGGAGUGUAUCGAGAACAGUAAUACUACGUCAUAUGUCCAACUCGUUUUUU